Molecule: messenger RNA, 537 nt
Organism: Halteromyces radiatus
Lineage: Eukaryota; Fungi; Mucoromycota; Mucoromycetes; Mucorales; Cunninghamellaceae
Exons: 2
Coding region: 27-350 (107 amino acids)
Source: RefSeq, a predicted model, not a curated record
UUUUUUUUUUACUCUUUAAUAAUAUUAUGUCAUCCAAAGGAAAAGAACAAGAACUUAAAAAGAAUAUUAGUAAAGCAACUGAAACAGCUCAAGAAAAUAUUGAUAAAGCAUCAAAUGCAACUCAAGAAGGAUUAGAAAAAGCAUCCAAAACAGCACAAGAAGAAGUGGUCAGAUUACGACAAGAAUUGGAUGAUCUUCGAUCUAAAGCAAAUCCUAAAAUUAGGAAAGCUGAAGACUUUUUAACAUCACCUACAUCAUGUAGUUUUUAUCAAGGUGUCUUGGUUGGUGCUGGUCUUGUUUUCUUGUAUGCGAAAUACAUUGCUCCUCCAAAUAGUGGGUUGAAACUUUAAUGAUGAUAAUAGAUAGUAUGAUGAUCAAGCUGUAUCUAUUGUGCAAUUAUAAUAAAAUUAUUAUUUAGUUCAAUGUUGACCAAUUUCAAUAUAUUGAUUGAUGGAUUCAAAUAAAUCAUCCAUUCUUCUUCAGAAGAAAAUACCAGUUAAGGAUCAAAAAAACGCGGAGAUGAAAUCUUGUAAAUUG